Molecule: messenger RNA, 1980 nt
Organism: Beta vulgaris subsp. vulgaris (sugar beet)
Lineage: Eukaryota; Viridiplantae; Streptophyta; Magnoliopsida; Caryophyllales; Amaranthaceae
Product: ethylene-responsive transcription factor CRF4
Exons: 1
Coding region: 432-1607 (391 amino acids)
Biological process (GO): regulation of DNA-templated transcription
Molecular function (GO): DNA-binding transcription factor activity; DNA binding
Source: RefSeq, a predicted model, not a curated record
GUGACUUGCUUACCUCCUCUUAUUGUUGUUGCUCAUUAUUUUCUCUCUCAUUGAAUAGUUAGUUGUUGCUCUUUCCUAAAAAUUUGUUGGGGUUUAACAAAGUCAUUUGGAAAAUUACAUCUUUCUUUAUACUUCCUUCUUUAAACCCAUUUUUUUUUUCUUCGUCCAUUGAAUCUUUCAACCUUAUUCACUUCCCUUUUUCUGAGAUUUUGGAGCCCUGUAUUAAUAUACGCCAUAUUUCAACACCUCAACCACCCCCUUCUUAUUUUUCCACACUUGCUUCCUCCUGAAAAAAAAGUUUCAUAAACAAACGAAGAUUGUUUGAACAAUCUUUGGUUCACAACCUCUCCUUCCAUAUAUCCAUCUUUUAAUCAAUCAAUAAUCUUAAUGCGAAGAAGAGAAAAUCAGUGAGAAAAAAAAAACAAUUAAGAAUGAUGGAUUAUACAAAUAUGUUAUGUCCGGUGAAAUAUACCGAGCAUCGUAGAGUAACUAAAAAGCACAACUCUGUCAAAGCAUUGAAAAAAUCAUCAUCAUGUACUAAACCACCGAGAGUGGUCCGUGUCUCGGUGGUGGACAACGAUGCUACUGACUCAUCGAGUGAUGAAGAGUCAGAGCUUUUUGGCCGCCAUCGAGUGCGGAGGUAUUUGAACGAGAUAGUCAUCGAACCGGCUUUAUCAGCUACUGCUGCAACACCACCUCCAACACUCGCACAAGCUGUUGUGACCCCUUCUUGUAAUGCUAAGAAGGGCGGUUCAAAAAAGAAGUCGACAAAUACAGGAACUGCAACACAAGGAGCCACACUGACCACCACAGGUGGAGUCAGGAAGUUUAGAGGAGUUCGUCAACGGCCGUGGGGAAAAUGGGCGGCUGAGAUUCGAGACCCUGCGAGACGAGUACGUCUCUGGCUUGGUACUUACGACACCGCUGAAGAAGCUGCAAUGGUUUACGACAACGCCGCUAUUAAACUCCGUGGUCCUGAUGCGCUUACCAACUUCGCCACUCCUCCACCGCGUGAACCACCUCCUCCGGUGGUUGUUGAACCACACGCACCAUCAACCUCUGGUGGUUAUGAAUCUGGUGACGAGUCCGUUUCUCACAACAUCCUCUGCUCUCCUACCUCUGUUCUCCACUUUCGUGGUGGUUCGACAGACGAGGAUACAUUCCGGUUCAAACAAGAUGACAAUGAAAGCCUUCCUCCUCCGAUUCAAGAAUCUAGCUUGAGUGUGAGCAAUAGUAUUAUCAGUAAUAGCAGUAGUAGUUCUGGUUUGGAAGAAUGUCAAGGUGAAUCUUCGUCAACAAUUGGUGAUUUCCUAGAUACGCCGUUUUUGAAUGAUUUCUUUAACUUUGAGUCACCUGAGCCGAUGAUCUUUGAAGAUUCUAAACCAAUGGAAAAUCUGUUUACAAUCUACGAUGAAAAUGAUCAACUUCUUCAACAUCAGUUUGAUGAUUUUGGAGAUAUGUUCGUUGAUUCGUUUAUCGAUGAUUUAGAUUUUAAUACGAUGGAUAAUAGUAACAACAAUUAUUCAUCGUCAAAUUUGUUACAAGUAGAUGAUUAUUUUCAAGAUAUCAACGAUAUUUUUGCAUCUGAUCCUCUUGUAGCGUUGUAGUUCAAAAAGAACAACAAAAAAAUCGAAAAAGAUAGAAUGAGGACAGAGAUUGAGAAAACUCAUCUUUUUCCGACCGAUUAAUCAAUCGGCAAGUUUUGUACCGGCGGCAAGUAAUAGUAGUAGUUUUUAUUUUAUUAUUAUUUUAUAUAUAAUAUAUAUAUAAAUUUUUGUUAAGUGGUUGAUUAGUAAGUAGUAGUAAUAUUCUCUGUUGGAAAAUAUAGCGGGGAAUUUGAGUGUUAGAGGAAUAAUAAUAAGUUAUGGAGUAAUUAUUUAGGCUUUUGAUUUUUUUUUUUUUGAUGAUGAGUUGUACACAAUAAUUCAAUUUUGGUUGAAAAAAAGGAAUUGCCGAUUUCAAUUUGUUUCCUAUUAUUCA